Messenger RNA from Dunckerocampus dactyliophorus (ringed pipefish), 6706 nucleotides. It is a transcript of the gene col4a5, whose product is annotated as collagen, type IV, alpha 5 (Alport syndrome). Gene Ontology annotation, molecular function: extracellular matrix structural constituent. Gene Ontology annotation, cellular component: basement membrane; collagen trimer. Lineage: Eukaryota; Metazoa; Chordata; Actinopteri; Syngnathiformes; Syngnathidae. The transcript has 49 exons. The record is from RefSeq and is a predicted model, not a curated record. Bases 315 to 5342 code for a protein of 1675 amino acids.
AGACGAGUCGCAGUGAAGGUGCGAGUUUCUUGUAUCAAUGCGCAGUGGGAAGUAGAUCCGGCUGGGACAGGUUCGCAAGUGGAGCGGAGGGGAAUCAGAGAGGGGGACCAGAAAGGCGCACGGUACCACAGCCAGGACCACUUUGGAGGCUCUGCAACAAGAAGACGGGACAACCAGCGUGUCCCUCCGUUUUCCACGUCCACGCAGCGCAGACAAGUGGGGUGCGGGAGGCGAUGACACCCCAGUAGUGCACUUUUUCCCCAGUCUUUAAUGCAGGCGGAUCCCUUUCGAUCCCCUUCUGCUGUACGUUCAAGAUGAGCAAAGACUCGAAGCUGGCUGUGGUCCUGCUGCUCGUCGCCCUGUGCGUCGCGGUGCAGCAGACCGACUCUGCGGCGUGCCAUGGAUGUGUCGGAUCCAAAUGUGACUGCAGCGGCGUCAAAGGAGCAAAGGGUGAGAGGGGUUUCCCAGGACUCACCGGACAACCAGGAGUGCCAGGGUUCCCGGGACCUGAAGGGCCGAUUGGAGGCCGAGGAGAGAAGGGCAGUGAUGGACCUAUGGGACUACAUGGCCCAAAAGGAAUAAGAGGACCUUCUGGAUUACCAGGAUUUCCAGGAACACCAGGCCUUCCUGGUCACCCAGGGCAGGAUGGACCUCCAGGCCCAAGAGGAACACCAGGCUGCAACGGGACAAAAGGGGAAAGAGGCUUCCCGGGAACGUCAGGAACCCCAGGACAACAAGGACGGGCGGGUCCACCUGGUCUUCCUGGACCCAAGGGCGAUCCAGGUGACGUGAUCUCCACUAAUCGUUUUGGGGAGAAAGGAGCUUUGGGGCUCCCUGGACUGCCAGGAGUUCCCGGUCCUCCAGGACCUCCUGGGUAUCAAGGUCCACUGGGCCCUCCAGGACCGAGAGGCAUUGAGGGUCGACCUGGUCCUCCUGGUCCUCCAGGACCUAAGGGAAACAUGGGCCUGAACUUCCAGGGACCCAAGGGAGAGAAGGGGGAACCUGGCUUACCGGGACCUGCUGGGCCGCCCGGACAAGUCGGGGAACAGAAGAGGCCGACUGAGACAGAGAUCCAGAGAGGAGACAAGGGUGACCCUGGACUUCCCGGCUCCCCAGGUGAUCCAGGCUAUCCAGGACCUCCUGGUUUCCCUGGUGGCCAGAAAGGGGAUAAGGGAGAACCAGGAGAGGCAGGCAAACGCGGAAAACCAGGCAAAGAUGGUGAUCCUGGUUCAUCAGGCUUCCCUGGACUCAAAGGGGAGUCGGGCUUGCCAGGUCCUCCAGGAAGGGAUGGAGAGAGAGGUCUAAAAGGAGACCGUGGAUACCCAGGCCCACCAGGAGUGGUGAUUGGCGGACAGACAGGAGGACAGGUUGGUCCAAAAGGGGAGCCCGGAUUCCCUGGAUCACCUGGCCUCAAAGGAGAGAGAGGACCAUCAGGUUUAACAGGACCUCAAGGGCCGCCAGGAAUUCCAGGUGGUGGUGGUGGUGGUGCACCUGGACCCCCGGGAUUUCCAGGAGAGAGAGGCCAAAAGGGAGAUAAUGGCAGUCCAGGCCUUUCUCUUCCAGGUCCUCCGGGUCGCCCUGGAGGCCCUGGGUUGCCAGGCUCACAAGGACCGCCUGGACCUCCAGGCUUUUCCACUGGAGGACCAAACUGUGUUCCUGGUGAUUCUGGGCGUCCUGGCCUGACGGGAGAGAGGGGUUACCCAGGAGAGGCGGGCCAGAAAGGUGAAAAGGGUGACACCUGUGUCAACUGCUUUAGUGGCACAACUGGCAUCCCUGGACCCCCAGGACCUGCAGGACAGCCUGGUUUCCCAGGAACUCCUGGUAGUAUUGGUAUCAAAGGAGAACGAGGAUUUCCUGGAUCACCUGGCACAACUGGACCACCCGGUACUCCCGGUUCUCAAGGUCCUCCAGGAUUCCCUGGAGAAAAGGGAGACCCAGGCGACGCCAUCUCUGUCCCUGGUGGAAGGGGUGAGAAGGGUGACACUGGAUUUCCUGGAGCGCCUGGUCUUCCAGGAUUAGAUGGUCGGCCUGGUCGGGAUGGGCAGCCUGGUCUUCCGGGGCCCAAAGGAGCUUCAGGAUCUAUACAGGUGAAAGGAGAGCGAGGUCCUAAUGGUGAACCAGGUGCUCCUGGUAUUCCAGGAGACCGGGGUCCCCCAGGACCUCCUGGCUUUGGACCUCAGGGACCUCCUGGAGAAAAGGGUAUCCAGGGUGUUUCAGGAAGACCUGGAGCUCCUGGUGUUCCUGGUGCUAAAGGUGAGCCAGGCUUGACGGUGGCUGAAAAAGGCCUACCAGGUCCCCGAGGUCAGGAUGGUGAACCAGGGCUUCCUGGUGCACCAGGUAACCCAGGUCAGCCUGGCCAGCCUGGUUUCCCUGGAUUACCAGGCGCAAAGGGUGACCCUGGACUGCCUGGUAUUGGACUUCCAGGACCCCCUGGAGUUAAAGGAUUCCCUGGUAUUCCUGGCCAACCAGGAGCUCCGGGAGGACCUGGCCGACCAGGAUUAGACGGCCUCCCCGGACAAGCUGGAUUUCCUGGGGCAAAGGGUGAACCUGGCUUUGGACUCCCAGGUCCUCCAGGUUUACCAGGCGUACCAGGAACUAAAGGUGUACCUGGCCCCAAAGGAGAUUCUGGUUUCCCUGGUGGCCCUGGCUCACCAGGCCGAUCUGGAUUUGAUGGUGCACCAGGAUCUAAAGGUGAACCUGGAACACCUGGUCUCCCCGGUGCUCGUGGCCCACCAGGGACCCCCACAAGUGGCUCACUCGGCCCACCAGGGCCCCCUGGCAUCCCAGGCCCAAUGGGUCCACCUGGAUUCCCAGGAGCCAAUGGAGCAAAGGGAGACCCCGGGGCUCCAGGGUUAGAUAUCCCAGGUCUGCCGGGAGACAGAGGAAGUCCUGGUUUCCCCGGUUCCCCAGGAUCAAUUGGCCCCCCAGGACCCCCCGGAGGGCCUGGACGGGAUGGCCUUCCUGGAUUGCCAGGUCCCAAAGGAGAUAUGGGUACCGUGGGACCUCCCGGACCGUCUGGAGGACCUGGUGGCCCUGGGGGACCCGGUGCUUCUGGACCGAAAGGUGAGCCUGGAUUCCCUGGCAGAGAUGGCGUUCCUGGCUCUCCUGGACCAAAAGGAGAGAGGGGUGACAUUGGUCCUCCUGGAUACAGUCCACCACCUCUAUCCUCGAAAGGUGACAAAGGAGAUCCAGGUGUACCAGGUGCACCAGGUUUUCCAGGUCAAAAGGGCGUCCCUGGUGUUCCCGGUGACCCAGGACUUCCAGGAUCAGAUGGACGGCCAGGACUUCCUGGACCAUCAGGACUAAAGGGAGAUCCUGGCAUCCCAGGAGGCCCUGGUAGUCCUGGAGGUCCAGGACCAAAAGGCAGCAUGGGCGAAAUGGGAUUUCCAGGACCGUCAGGGCAAAAGGGUUUACCAGGCCAGCCAGGUCGCCCCGGAUCUCCAGGACAGCCCGGAGCCCCUGGUUACGGGGGAGCCAAAGGUGAACCAGGUUCUGCUGGAGUUGGACCACCGGGACCAUCUGGAGUCAAGGGUGAACCAGGACAGCCAGGGUUCCCAGGAGGCCCAGGACAAAAAGGAACUCCAGGAUUACCAGGUCUACCAGGAUUACCUGGAGCACCAGGUGGAAAAGGGGACCCUGGUCUCCCUGGAUUUCAAGGUUCUCCUGGUAUUCCUGGUCCAAAGGGUCUUGAUGGUGGGCCCGGUGCCCCUGGCUUGACUGGAGCUCCUGGGAGACCAGGAGAGCCUGGACGAACAGGAGCACCUGGAUUGCCGGGAGAGAAGGGUCAAGCGGGUCGGGACGGGAUCCCAGGGCCGGCUGGAGUCAAGGGAGAGCCAGGACUACCAGGCUAUGGUGAACCAGGACCAGCAGGAUUUCCAGGAUCGCCAGGUGCCAAGGGAGACCCUGGUCUGCCCGGCCCAGUGGGCGCUCCCGGCUUCCCAGGUUCAAAAGGAGAGAGUGGCUUCCCAGGCCUUCCUGGUUCUCCAGGUACUAUCGGCCCUCCAGGACCUGCAGGUCUGGGUCUACAGGGCCCCAAAGGAUUAACUGGACCCCCCGGACCACCAGGAAGAGCAGGUGCGCCUGGCCCGCAGGGUCCUCGUGGCCCCCCAGGAAGUGGCGGCGUGAGGGGAGAGAAAGGCAUUCCCGGUGCUCCUGGUCAGCCAGGCUUCCCCGGACAGAAAGGAGACCCCGGCGUUCCAGGAUUCUCAGGUCCAAGUGGUUCUCCGGGUAUUCCUGGUCCGAAGGGCGACAUUGGUCUGCCUGGCGUUCCCGGAUUCCCUGGAUCCAAAGGAGACCCAGGACUUCCAGGCGCCUCUGGCCUUCCUGGUGAUCCUGGAGAUUUUGGACCUCCAGGCCCUCCUGGUGACCCCGGCGUUCCUCCACCCCCUAACAUCAUAAAGGGAGAACGUGGACCUCCUGGUGGUCCGGGCCAGCCUGGUGCUCGGGGGCUACCUGGCUCCCCUGGACGUGAGGGGCUUUCAGGUGCACCAGGUGAAGCAGGGGAUCCCGGUUCAGAGGGUCCCCCUGGCUUCAGUGGCCCUCCUGGAAGGAAGGGAGACAACGGGCCUGCCGGUCAGCCUGGUCAGCGUGGCUACCCGGGUCCUCCUGGUUCUGAUGGUCCACAGGGUCCUCCCGGUAUACCGGGAUCGGGGUCGGCGGCCCACGGCUUCCUCAUCACCCGACACAGCCAGAUCCAGGAAGUGCCGAGCUGUCCCAUCGGAACCAACCUGAUAUAUGACGGCUACUCCCUACUGUACGUGCAGGGCAACGAGAGAGCGCACGGCCAGGACCUUGGCACGGCGGGCAGCUGUUUACGCCGCUUCAGCACCAUGCCCUUCAUGUUCUGCAACAUCAACAACGUGUGUAACUUCGCCUCCCGUAAUGACUACUCCUACUGGCUAUCCACGCCCGAGCCCAUGCCCAUGUCCAUGGCGCCCAUAACUGGAGAGAGCAUCAAGCCUUUCAUCAGCCGCUGCUCCGUGUGUGAAGCCCCAGCCAUGGUGAUCGCAGUCCACAGUCAAACCAUCCAGAUUCCCAACUGCCCUGCCAACUGGGAGGCUCUGUGGAUAGGCUACUCCUUCAUGAUGCACACAAGCGCCGGCGCUGAAGGCUCCGGCCAGGCUCUGGCCUCCCCUGGCUCCUGUCUGGAGGAGUUCCGCAGCGCUCCCUUCAUCGAGUGCCACGGCAGGGGGACGUGCAACUACUACGGCAACUCCUACAGCUUCUGGCUGGCCACCGUGGACGAAGGCGACAUGUUCAGUAAGCCCCAGUCGGAGACGCUGAAGGCGGGCAACCUGCGGACGCGCGUCAGCCGCUGUGUGGUCUGCAUGAAGAGGACGUAACGGCACACAGCAACUGACAAGCACGCCACCUGCACCUGAGCAGGGACUAGUGGAGACAGCUGACGAUUGGUUGGGGGGGAGGAACAGGGGGGAUCAAGGUGACAGUGGGUGUGGCGGCAGAGGUGGAAUUCCAAUGGUACUACAAAAACAAUGGUGCUACUGUGCAACACAGCUUCAAAAACAUAACAAAGUGACGUAAAUAAACCUUUUUUUGCUUAGUUUUUUCCUAAGAAGUACCUCAAAACGAGAGCAGAAAAAAAUGGUGCCAUUUUUCAUCCCUCUUUUAGCCACGCAACAUACCUGUAGAUGCGCUCAUCCUUUCCUACACACGAGCUUUUAUUUUCGUAUUUUUUUAUCAACAAGGAGGGGUGAAGGAUGCUCUCCAUGGUAACCAAAUCGGCACUUUUGACUUCGGGACAUCCAAGAUGAGAGAUGCACUGACGGCCUUUUUUUUUAAAAUUUAGACAACUUUUCAAUUGUACCUUCCUUCUUUCCCUUGUAUUUCUAUGUCCGUCGUGACAUGUGGUGGUACUAACCCGGCUGCAGCCCGCCCCACUAACUCAUUCUUUCUUUUGUAAGUAAUAAAAUGUGUAUAUUGUGUAAAACACCUUUUAUUUUCAACGUAUUGGGGCCUGACUCGACACCAAGCAUUUUGCAGGUUUAGUUUGCUUUCACUCACUCACAUACAAACAGAUAUUGUACAAAGUAAGGCUUUUAUGAAUGAAAACAGUAUUUUAUAUAUAAUAAAUAUAUAUAUAUAUAUUUCUUUAAAAAAAAAAGGAUAUAAAGGCAUUUGACAGUGGGUGUUUUUACGGUCAUGCAUUUCACCAAAAACUACUGAGCACAUCAAAAGCCAUUCUCCCUGAAACAAAGUGUGUAUGAUAUGAAAUCACUUAAAGCUUUUGUAUUCAAUUUGUAGAAUUAUUAAUAACUGUCGAGCUGAAUUUAAAGUGGGGGGUCGCUUCUAGAUUGUCUGAUGAUCGAGAGGGGAACGUUUCACAUGUUUGUGCAAGCGAGGAUUUCAAUUAAAAGCUUGGCUCCUUGUUGUGGUGUGUUUUGCUUUUUUUAACAUUCCCAGGUGUUGGUCCGCAAAAUCCACUUUUUGCACCAAAAACCUCCAAAUUUAGUGUUCACGCUUGAUGCAGAUUUACACUUAGCAUCUUGGGGUGGUAGGGAGAAAGGCAGGCAAUUGUUCUUCCUGUGUUGUUAUUUUUGCAGAAUUGCUUCCAUGAGUCCUAAUUUUGUCAAGCUGGGGUGCGAUAAAAAUGUAUUUUUGAAAUUUGUUUUGUUUCCAUGUUAUGGUACCCAGAAGUUGUUAUAAGCUGAAGACUGAAAUAAACACAAUGACCAAAGCUAUUGUCCUC